AUGGCCAAGACAUUUGAAAAGGAGAGAAAGCGCAUCGCGAAGAAGAAGGGCGGCAAGAUUGAGGCUCUUCACGCCAACAGCAGAAACGCCAAGCGACUUCACACAGCCGUCAUUCGUGAUGACCGUCUGAAGGCUCUUGCUGCUGCCCGCAAGAAGCAAGACAAGCCCCUAAUUCGCCGUACUCGCUUCUUCUUGGAGGCCGCACGCGAGAAUGAGCUGAAGCCUCUUGAUGAAGCUGCCGUCCAGGCCAAGAUCCUAGAGUUUGUUGGGCAACACAACGAGGAAUAUGAGGAGAUCAAAAAGACACGCCGUGCCGGACGCCCACCCAGCACAAGAGAGGAUCUGCUGAAGAUGGCCAUUGAGGCUCUUGAGACGGAGCACAAGAAUGGUUUCUACCUGCCCGAUCUCUCUUCGGAGAAGAACCUCGAGAUGCUUGAGCGCUGGGACGGGUCCAACUGGGCCUUCCUCACAAACGUGACCUGGGUCAAAAUCUCCGCCGAUGGCACGACUAAACCGUCAAGCUUCCCUCCCCAAGGUCUAUGA
Molecule: messenger RNA, 543 nt
Organism: Podospora pseudocomata
Lineage: Eukaryota; Fungi; Ascomycota; Sordariomycetes; Sordariales; Podosporaceae
Gene: TMA16
Product: translation machinery-associated protein 16
Exons: 2
Coding region: 1-543 (180 amino acids)
Cellular component (GO): nucleus
Source: RefSeq, a predicted model, not a curated record